Malaclemys terrapin pileata is the source of this 1272-nucleotide messenger RNA. It is a transcript of the gene FAM78A, whose product is annotated as family with sequence similarity 78 member A. Lineage: Eukaryota; Metazoa; Chordata; Testudines; Emydidae. The transcript has 2 exons. The record is from RefSeq and is a predicted model, not a curated record. The coding region runs from base 15 to 866 and encodes 283 amino acids.
ACCCUAUCAUUUCAAUGCCUAAUCUUCCCCAGGAUUGCUGGAGUGUCCUAGGAAUUGCACUGGUGUUGUAUGCCAUGGGCUGUAUUCAGAGUAUUAGCUGCAAAUCCAAAGUUUUCCGGGAAAGUAUUUCAGUGAUUGAGGUGAAAGCCUCCAUCGAUCCUGUUCCCACCAGCAUCGAUGAGUCGUCCAGCGUGGUUCUGCGAUACCGGACCCCUCACUUUCGAGCCUCUGCCCAGGUCUUGGUACCUCCUAUCCCCAAGAAAGAGACCUGGAUCGUGGGUUGGAUUCAAGCAUGUAGCCAUAUGGAGUUUUACAACCACUAUGGAGAGCAGGGAAUGUCGAGUUGGGAGCUCCCGGACCUGCAAGAUGGCAAGAUACAGGCCAUAAGUGACUCGGACGGUGUGAACUACCCCUGGUACGGCAACACCACAGAAACCUGCAUGAUCGUGGGGCCCACCAGGAAGGAAUCCAAGUUCAACAUCAGUAUGAAUGAUAACUUCUACCCAAGCGUCACGUGGGCGGUGCCCGUGAGCGAGAGCAACAUGGCAAAACUCACGAGCAUCCACCGGGAUCAAAGCUUCACCACCUGGUUGGUUGCCACCAACAUGGCCACCAGCGAGAUGGUGACCCUGCAGACUAUCAAGUGGCGUAUGAGGCUGGGCAUAGAGGUGAAUCCCAGCAGACCCUUGGGGCAGCGUGCUACGCUGCGGCAACCCUUUGCUCAAGAGCAGCCCCAGGUCCUUAGCAAGAAUGAGCCAAUACCACCCAGUGCCCUUGUGAAACCCAAUGCCAAUGAUGCUCAGGUACUCAUGUGGAGGCCAAAGGACGGGCCACCACUAGUGGUGAUCCCUUCAAAAUAUCGGUAAUAGCAACCUGGCAUCCCGGCACCAGAAGGGAAGAAAAUAACCCUGCACUUAGAUAUUUUUAGAAUCUAAGCAAAAUUCAGAUGCACUUUUUAUUCAUUCAACAGAAAUGCAACCAUUCUACCUUCUCCCAUUGGGACGGAUCUCACUGUGCUAAAGCUAAAGAGGAGACCUUACCAGGGUCUGUCUCAUCACUUUGAUUCCUAAGCGAGGAAUCAGCAAACUAAACUUUAUUUCUAGCCCUGUAGCUUUCUUUUCUUCCUGACUUUAAUUAUUGUUUGAACUUCAGUCUCAUUAGCUCACCCAGAUUGUCCAGAACAAAAUAAGGUUUUUAUCUGGGAUUUUAUUAUGUUUGGUGGGAGGAAAGGGAUUUUUUUUCUCUCCCCAGAAUGAAACUCAAGUUCCUGGA